This is a messenger RNA of Leptosia nina, 6501 nucleotides long. Lineage: Eukaryota; Metazoa; Arthropoda; Insecta; Lepidoptera; Pieridae. The record is from the annotation of a GenBank genome assembly.
AUGGUGAUCGUGACCAGAGGAGAUUACAUAUGGAUCGAGCCAGUGUCGGGUCGGGAGUUCGAUGUCGCGAUCGGUGCUCGGGUACUUGCAGCUGAAGGCCGACGAAUACGAGUCCGAGACGACGACGGCCAAGAACAAUGGCUACCUCCCGAGAGGCGCAUCAAAGCCAUGCACGCCACCUCCGUGCAUGGCGUGGAAGACAUGAUCUCUUUAGGAGAUCUGCAUGAAGCCGGCAUACUUAGAAACUUACUCAUACGAUACAACGAUAAUCUUAUUUAUACGUAUACGGGCUCUAUAUUAGUAGCAGUGAAUCCAUAUCAAAUUCUACCCAUAUACACGGCAGACCAGAUAAAAUUAUACAAAGAACGCAAGAUCGGUGAAUUACCGCCGCACAUCUUCGCAAUCGGUGACAAUGCGUAUGCGCACAUGCGGCGCUAUGGGCAGGACCAGUGUAUUGUCAUUAGUGGUGAAUCGGGUGCUGGAAAGACUGAAUCUACUAAAUUAAUUCUACAGUACUUAGCAGCUAUUAGCGGCAAACAUUCUUGGAUAGAACAACAGAUCUUAGAAGCUAACCCAAUACUUGAAGCAUUUGGUAAUGCGAAAACUGUGCGAAACGAUAAUUCAUCUCGUUUCGGUAAAUACAUAGACAUACAUUUUAACAGUAACGGUGUUAUCGAAGGUGCCAAAAUAGAACAAUAUUUAUUAGAAAAAUCGAGAAUAGUCUUUCAAGGCCCCGAGGAGAGAAACUAUCAUGUAUUUUACUGUCUUCUUGCUGGGUUGUCGAAAGAGGAAAAGAAGAAAUUGGAGUUAGGUGAUGCUUCAGAGUAUAGAUAUUUAUCUGCUGGAGGAAACUUCAGUUGCGAAGGAAGAGAUGAUGCCGCUGAGUUUGCAGAUAUUAGAUCAGCGAUGAAAGUAUUGCUGUUCACAGAAUCCGAAAUAUGGGAUAUACUCAAAUUAUUAGCCGCUGUAUUGCACUGUGGUAAUAUAAAAUACGAAGCCACAGUGGUAGAUAAUUUGGAUGCCACAGAAAUAAUAGAACAGUCGAAUGUCAAACGCGUCGCUCAUCUACUCGGAUUACCCGUUCCAUCUCUUAUCAAAGCUUUGACGAGGAAAACUUUGUUUGCUCAUGGAGAAACAGUGGUAUCCACAUUAAGCAGAGAGCAGUCUGUGGAUAUCAGAGAUGCAUUCGUUAAGGGAAUUUAUGGUAGGCUAUUUGUUACCAUAGUCAAGAAGAUUAACGCAGCUAUUUACAAACCAAAAGCAACAAUGCGAACCGCGAUAGGUGUAUUAGAUAUAUUCGGGUUUGAAAACUUCGACCACAAUAGUUUUGAACAGUUUUGUAUCAAUUUUGCGAAUGAGAAUUUACAACAAUUUUUCGUAAGGCAUAUAUUUAAGCUUGAACAAGAGGAAUACAACCAUGAAGGAAUCAACUGGCAACAUAUAGAAUUUGUUGACAAUCAAGAUGCACUAGACCUGAUUGCGUUAAAGCAGCUCAACAUUAUGGCGCUGAUUGAUGAAGAGUCGAAGUUCCCGAAAGGCACAGAUCAAACUAUGUUAGCCAAAUUGCACAAAACACACGGCCUUCACAGAAACUACCUCAAACCGAAAUCGGAUAUAAACACUAGUUUUGGUCUCAACCAUUUCGCUGGUAUAGUAUUCUACGACACACGAGGUUUUCUAGAGAAAAAUCGAGACACGUUCAGCGCUGACCUCUUACAACUUAUACACAUUUCGACAAACAAAUUCCUUCAACAAAUCUUCCAAGACGAUAUAGUAAUGGGUUCUGAAACGAGGAAACGCACUCCAACACUAUCGACACAGUUCAAAAAAUCAUUAGAUCUAUUAAUGAGAACUUUAGGAACGUGCCAACCAUUCUUCAUACGUUGCAUAAAACCAAACGAGUUCAAAAAACCAAUGAUGUUUGACAGAGGUCUGUGUUGUCGACAGCUUCGGUAUUCGGGUAUGAUGGAAACAAUUCGAAUCCGUAGAGCAGGAUAUCCAAUCAGACACAGCUUUAAAGAGUUUGUUGAACGAUAUAGGUUCCUCAUUUCGGGUGUGCCGCCGGCUCAUAAGACCGACUGCAGAGCUGCUACGGCCAAAAUAUGCGCAACAGUUUUGGGGAAGUCGGACUAUCAGCUAGGUCAUACCAAAGUGUUUUUGAAGGAUGCCCACGACCUGUUCCUCGAACAAGAGCGAGACAGGGUCCUCACUAGGAAGAUAUUAAUAUUACAAAGGUCUAUACGUGGCUGGGUGUACAGAAGGCGGUUCUUGAAGAUGCGGGCAGCGGCUGUUCUUAUACAACGUCAUUGGCGUGGAAAACUACAGAGAAUACGGUAUAAUAAGAUGAAGGUGGGAUAUGCGAGACUGCAAGCUUUGAUCCGGGCGAGAGUGCUGGCCCAUCGGUUCCGACAUUUGAGGGGACAUAUAGUAUCAUUGCAGGCUGCUGCCCGAGGGUACUUAGUUCGUCGUUCGUACGGACACAAAAUGUGGGCUAUAGUCAAAAUACAGAGCCACGUGCGACGGCUAAUCGCCAUGCGUCGAUAUCGGCGUAUGAAGCAAGACGCUAUAGCGCACAACGAGGCGUUGCGCCUGCGCAGGCAAGAAGAGCAGCGGCUACAGCACCAGGGCAAUACUCGUGCUAAAGAGAUAGCUGAACAAAACUAUAGGGAGCGCAUGUACGAAUUGGAGAGGCGCGAAGCUGAGUUAGCGCUAGAAGAGAAACGACAGUUAGAAGCGAAGAGGACUCUUCUGCAAGAAGCAGCUCGCAAGCAAGACGAGCCGGUGGAUGACAGCAAACUAGUAGAAGCUAUGUUUGAUUUCCUACCUGACUCAAGUAGCGAAGCACCAGCGCCGAAGGAUACUUGUGCAUUCAGUGAUUUACCACAACAACGGGCAGACCAACAAGAGAUGGUCACCCCAAUGCAAACGACAUCGGAAGACGAAGAAGAUCUUUCCGAGUUUAAGUUCCAAAAGUUCGCAGCUACUUAUUUUCAAGGCAAUGUUACACACCAGUAUUCAAGAAAACCGCUGAAACAUCCUCUUCUACCGCUACAUACGCAAGGCGAUCAAUUGGCUGCACAAGCGUUAUGGAUAACAAUAUUGCGCUUUACUGGGGACCUUCCAGAACCAAGAUAUCAUACGAUGGACAGAGAUAACACGUCGGUGAUGUCAAAAGUCACGGCUACACUUGGCAGGAAUUUUAUACGGUCCAAGGAGUUUCAGGAAGCUCAAAUGAUGGGCGUCGACCCAGAUGCUUAUUUAAAUAAACAAAAACCGAGGUCGAUAAGACACAAACUUGUGUCUUUAACUUUGAAGAGGAAGAACAAACUCGGAGAGGACGUGAGAAGAAAACUUCAGGACGAAGAAUACACAGCGGACAGUUAUCAAUCGUGGUUGGAAUCGCGACCAACUUCGAAUUUGGAAAAACUUCAUUUCAUUAUUGGCCACGGUAUCCUCCGGGCUGAAUUGAGAGAUGAAAUUUACUGUCAAAUCUGUAAACAACUGACCAAUAACCCAUCAAAAUCGUCUCAUGCUCGUGGAUGGAUUUUGCUAUCAUUAUGUGUCGGUUGUUUUGCACCCAGUGAGAAAUUCGUCAAUUAUUUGAGAGCUUUCAUCAGAGAAGGGCCUCCCGGUUAUGCGCCUUAUUGUGAAGAUCGUUUAAAAAGAACCUUUAAUAAUGGGACCAGAAAUCAACCUCCAUCUUGGUUAGAACUGCAGGCGACGAAAUCUAAAAAGCCUAUAAUGUUGCCAAUAACAUUUAUGGAUGGCAACACUAAAACUCUUUUAGCGGAUUCGGCGACAACGGCUCGUGAAUUAUGUAAUCAGUUGUCAGAUAAAAUUGCAUUACGAGAUCAAUUCGGAUUUUCCCUCUAUAUUGCCCUAUUUGACAAAGUUAGUUCGCUGGGGAGCGGGGGUGAUCACGUAAUGGAUGCUAUAUCUCAAUGUGAACAGUACGCUAAGGAACAAGGCGCACAAGAAAGAAAUGCACCGUGGAGAUUGUUCUUCAGAAAGGAAAUAUUUGCGCCGUGGCACGAUCCGACUGAAGACCAAGUAGCGACAAAUCUUAUUUAUCAGCAAGUCGUCCGAGGUGUAAAGUUCGGCGAAUACAGGUGUGACAAGGAAGAAGACUUAGCUAUGAUUGCCGCUCAGCAGUAUUACAUUGAGUAUGGCCAAGACAUGAACAACGAACGCUUGUAUACAUUACUGCCGAAUUAUAUACCCGACUACUGCUUAACGGGCGUCGAAAAAGCUGUCGAUCGAUGGGGCUCCCUAGUAGUUCAAGCGUACAAAAAGAGUUAUUAUGUUAAAGAAAAAGUUCCUGCCUAUAGAGUUAAAGAAGACGUAGUGAGUUAUGCUAAGUUUAAAUGGCCUUUGUUAUUCUCAAGGUUCUAUGAGGCGUACAGAAAUUCCGGACCCAACUUGCCUAAAAACGAUGUAAUAAUCGCAGUAAAUUGGACCGGUGUUUAUGUCGUCGAUGAUCAGGAACAGGUACUUCUCGAACUGUCAUUCCCUGAAAUAACGACCGUUUCCAGUCAAAAGACCAAUAAAGUUUUUACUCAAACAUUCAGUUUGGCUACAGUGCGAGGCGAAGAAUUCACUUUCCAAAGUCCUAAUGCUGAAGACAUUAGAGAUCUAGUCGUUUACUUCUUGGAAGGUUUGAAGAAGAGAUCUAAAUUCGUCAUAGCGCUACAAGAUUAUAAGGCUCCAGGAGAAGGUUCUAGCUUUUUGACAUUCCAAAAGGGAGAUCUUAUCAUAUUAGAAGAAGAUAGUACAGGGGAAUCGGUGCUAAACAACGGUUGGUGUAUUGGACGCUGUGAAAGAUCGAUGGAAAGAGGUGACUUCCCCGCUGAAACAGUUUAUGUCCUUCCCGCUUUGACGAAGCCACCUCCCGAUAUACUGGCUCUCUUCUGCCAAGAAGGUGCACAACAUGGCCGUAAAGCUCCAACUAGUACUUUUAAUGGGACCGAUUCCAGAGAUAAGCCUCACACAUUAUUAGAAUACGCAUUAGACCACUUUAGAUUACCGCCCAAACGAACGACAUCAAAAACGCUAACCCUUUCUUCAGCCAAAAGGGGCGGGGCCGAGGAAUUAUGGCGACAUGCAAGAGAACCUAUAAAACAACCUUUACUCAAGAAAUUGCAGACUAAAGAAGAGCUAGCUGAAGAAGCUUGCUUUGCUUUUACUGCCAUACUGAAAUACAUGGGUGAUUUACCAUCAAAGCGCCCUAGAAUUGGCAAUGAAUACACAGAUCACAUCUUCGAUGGACCUCUCAAGCAUGAAAUUUUACGUGACGAAAUAUAUUGUCAAAUAAUGAAGCAACUAACAGAUAAUAGAAAUAGAAUGUCCGAAGAGAGGGGAUGGGAACUAAUGUGGCUGGCGACGGGCUUGUUCGCUUGCAGUCAAGGUCUUCUUAGAGAAUUAACUGUAUUCCUUAGAACUAGAAGAUAUCCAAUUGCUCAAGAUUCCCUCCAAAGAUUACAGAAGACACUCAGAAAUGGCCAGAGGAAAUAUCCGCCUCACCAAGUUGAAGUCGAGGCGAUUCAACAUAAAACUACUCAAAUAUUUCACAAGGUAUACUUUCCUGACGAUACCGAUGAGGCGUUUGAAGUGGAUUCAUCCACUAGAGCAAAGGACUUCUGUCAAAAUAUAGCGCAAAGAUUGAAUCUCAGAUCUAGUGAAGGCUUUAGUUUAUUUGUUAAGAUAGCUGAUAAGGUUAUAUCUGUUCCCGAAGGCGACUUUUUCUUCGACUUCGUGAGACAUUUAACGGACUGGAUUAAGAAAGCGAGGCCGACGCGAGAUGGAAUAACACCUCAGUUUACAUAUCAGGUUUUCUUCAUGAAAAAACUCUGGACAAACACAGUUCCGGGUAAAGACAGAGCUGCGGACGUAAUCUUUCACUUCCACCAGGAGUUACCGAAACUACUUCGUGGAUACCACCGAUGCGGGCGAGAGGAGGCCGCUAGGCUUGCUGCUUUAGCUUAUCGUGCACGCUUUGGAGACAACAAACAGGAGUUGCAAGCAAUACCUCAAAUGCUCCGCGAGUUAGUUCCAGCAGACUUGAUAAAGCUACAGAGCUCAGCUGAUUGGAAGCGCGCUAUUGUAGCAUCGUAUAACCAGGAUGCUGGUAUGACACCUGAAGAUGCAAAGAUAACAUUCCUGAAGGUUAUAUACCGGUGGCCAACAUUUGGAUCUGCAUUCUUCGAAGUUAAACAGACUACGGAACCCAACUAUCCGGAGUUGUUGCUGAUAGCAAUUAACAAACACGGUGUUAGCUUGAUACAUCCACAGUCAAAGGACAUACUAGUGACGCACCCAUUCACCAGAAUAUCAAACUGGUCAUCCGGAAACACAUAUUUUCACAUGACAAUCGGGAACCUGGUGCGAGGCUCUAAGCUACUGUGUGAAACUUCUCUCGGCUACAAAAUGGACGAUCUGCUUACUUCAUAUAUCUCCCUUAUGUUGACCAAUAUGAACAAGCAACGAUCGAUGCGUGUUAAGUAA